ACAUGAUUCAGUUUCUCUUCCCAUUUAUCUUGGCCAUCUUAAGCGUGGAUGCUGUAUAUUUUGAAGAUGGAGAACUGUGUAUGGUAAAAAGAAACUUUACUGUAGCCACCUGUGGUCUCAAACCAGAGAUUGUCGCUAUCAAGAAUGCGCUGUCGAGAAUGGAGAAUGAAAUUUCAAGUUUAGGAAGUGAAUUAAGACAAGUUAAAAAAACCUGUGGUAGUUGUGUUCAUCGGGAAGCAAGAAGUUGUGCUGACAACCUUUAUCUUGGAGCAACUGAGGACGGACUUUACUACAUUGAUCCAGAUGGCAACGGAAAAUUCAAGGUAUUUUGUGACAUGACAACAUCAGGUGGAGGAUGGACUGUAUUUCAACGUCGUCUUGAUGGAAGUGUCGACUUCUACAGAGGAUGGCAAGAUUACAAGACAGGUUUUGGCACCUUGUACGGUGAACAUUGGCUUGGUCUCGAAAAAAUUCACAGAAUAACAAAAAGCCAAAAGCAUGAACUUCGGAUUGAACUAGAAGAUUUUUCUGGAAACACCCGUUUUGCCCAAUAUACCAAUGUUUCAAUUUCUAAUGAAAGUGACAAAUAUCGAAUAAAUCUCGGAGUAUAUUCAGGUAAUGCUGGUGGCAAUGCUCUAAGGUUGCAUGAAAACAUGGCUUUUACAACCAAAGAUUCUGACAACGACUUAUUCAAUGAGAAUUGCGCUGUUAAAUUCAAAGGUGCUUGGUGGUACAAUAAAUGUCAUCAUUCAAACCUGAAUGGAGAUUAUCACCAAAGUGCUCUUGUCCAGUAUGGGAAUGGUAUUAUCUGGUAUGAAUGGAAAGGGUAUUAUUUCUCUCUCAAACACGUUUCAAUGAAAAUUAGAGCUGUGUAACAGAAGGAGAGGAAACUGUG
Dendronephthya gigantea is the source of this 895-nucleotide messenger RNA. Its product is annotated as microfibril-associated glycoprotein 4-like. The transcript is spliced from 4 exons. The record is from RefSeq and is a predicted model, not a curated record. The coding region runs from base 3 to 875 and encodes 290 amino acids. NCBI's taxonomy places the organism in Eukaryota, Metazoa, Cnidaria, Anthozoa, Malacalcyonacea, Nephtheidae.